AUCACACAGCUCUCAUUGCUCAGCGUGCGUCGUGUGAAACCCUGAAGUGAGCAUGAACCUCAGUCUUCCUGAUCAGAACAUGCACAGCUCGGGCGAAGGCUGCCUGGAAGACAACAAGCCUGAUGUCAUGCUGCCUUGCUUCCGCCGAAACAUGUACGACGAGCCUCUGGCCUCAUACUCAAACGGAUCGAUAAUUUCUCAACUCCUCCGCAAGACAAUCCACAACAAGAGGGCACUAGAUGAAAGCCAUUUCUACCUCUCCAACUCCACUGCUGCUGACUCCAGCCAGGAGGACCAGAGCAGUGUCUCCUCAAAGGACAGUACAGUGGACGCUGCAUCCCCCAGCGGCCAUGUUUCCACAGGAAAUAGCCCCGAAGGAGAACAUCCCAUCACCGAUCACCUGCAGGCCAAGAGGGCCAGAGUAGAGAACAUUAUCAGGGUCAUGGCUGGUUCUCCCAACAGCAGGCAGCAUGGAGACAGUGAGAGGUCCGACUCUGACGCCAGAGACACCAGAGAGGCCAGAGAGGUGUACAGGGAGAAUAAACGUAAGCAGAGGUUGCCUCAGCAUCAGGAGCACAGCGAUGCAGGACAGGUGAACAGAAAACCCGGCAGCAGCAGUAGUGAUAACUGCAACAGCAAGGACGAGGAGUGUUACAAGCUGAAAGAGCAGCUUCACAGCAUGCAAAGGCUCCUGCGUCAGCUCCAGGAAAAGUUCCUUCAAGUUUACAACCAGGAGGAUCCUGAAUAUGACAACAGAGAUGGCACAGAAGCUGGCGAUGAGCAUGACAUCCUUGAGCAGGAGUCACGGUACCUAAGCAGCGAAGAUGAUUUUGAGAGGAAGAACAACAGGAUGACUGCAGAGUGCAAGGACCGAAUGAAAGUAGUUGGUUAUCUGGUGCACCAAAGAGAAAGUCAGAACCUGCAGGAGUCCCUGAAGCAGGAGCUCUCCAGGGCGGUUAAUGAUUGUGUGGACAGGGUGUUCAAGAAGGCGUCUUCCACAGGACUGGACCUGUCCCCUCAGCAGCGCAUGUGCUCAUCACCAGAGAUCAGCAUGGCUGCAGACAGGAAGAGCCAGCAGGCCAGCUCCGCCCUGGACCAGCCUCAGGUCGAGGAGGCUGCCGUGAAAUCCCGCUCGUUGGAGUACUAUGAAAGCUCUGAGGCUCAGAGCCUUCAGGACCAGACAGAGGCACUGUCGCUGGUGGUUCGCAAGCCCACAGUGGCCCCUCUGAGCUCAGUCACCCCGACGGUGAAGAGGCCCUACCCGGUGCACCAGACGCCCUUUCAGUUCAAUUACAGCACCCCCCUGCACGACAGCCACAUCCUUGAGCACCUUCUCAAGUACGGGCCCCAUUCCAACUUCGGGGGCCUCCCCUGUAUGCCCCCAUCGAUGGACAGGACCUCCCCAGACUCGGUGGACUUGCCCUGGGACACCAUCGCCAUGAGGUCCAAGGUGACGUCCAGCCACCUCGGCCACCACCCUCGUCCCUCCUCCCUGGGGGCAGUGACAGUCGACAAUCUGUGCCUCCCUCACGUCAAGAUCGAGUGUGGUGAACUGCCGAGCAUGGCUGAACGAAACCCCUACAUGUCUCUCAAUAUCCAGGAGGGUCUCACCCCGAGCCAUCUGAAGAAGGCGAAGCUCAUGUUCUUCUACACCCGCUACCCCAGCUCCAAUGUGCUCAAAACCUUCUUCCCUGAUGUCAAGUUCAAUCGCUGCAUCACCUCUCAGCUGAUCAAGUGGUUCAGUAACUUUAGGGAGUUCUACUACAUCCAGAUGGAGAAGUUUGCCCGCCAGGCCAUCGUUGACGGCGUCAGCGAUGUCAAAGACAUUACAGUUAGCAGGGACUCGGAGCUCUUCCGGGCCCUGAACAUGCACUACAAUAAAGCCAAUGACUUUCACGUUCCUGACAGGUUCCUGGAGGUGGCCGAAAUCACCUUGCACGAGUUUUACAACGCCAUUUCUGCAGCCAAAGAUUCAGACCCCUCUUGGAAAAAGGCCAUAUACAAGGUGAUCUGCAAACUGGACAGCGACGUCCCGGAAGAGUUCAAGACAUCUUCCUACUUAUAGGCUGAAGCAGAGAAAUGUACAGAUGAGGGAAUACGUGAUUUUUUGGAAAUUAGACUCUUGACAUAAUGAUUUCAUCAUUUCUUGUAGUGCAUUUUAGUGAGGUGACAUGUAGAUUAAAUUUGUAUAAAAAAGAGCACCAACUCCCCCAAACACACCCUUUUACAAGUUAGAAUUUAGUCUGAAAUAUUAUGUCUGCUUUCAUCAAAAAAGAAAAAGCAAAUAAUGAUAAAUAGUAAUGCUCUUGUGGAUUUAUUGUUUAGUGUUUCCUUAUAUAAUCUGCCUCAACGCAUUUAGAUUUACUGAGUUUGUAGGUGUGUAAAAAUGUUUACAUAAUGUAGCCUGAGUUGGGGUUUUUUGCCAGUCUCUGUCAGUAUUAGUUUGUUUGGAAUUCUGUCUCCUUUCAUAGCUGUGUGUGUUGUGUAAAUGUACAUGCGCUGCUGCUGCUGCUGUGUGUUGCAUAAUGUACUAUAAUUAUGUUGUAAACUAUGAGCUUGGCAGAAUGCAUGUGAAAAUAACGCUGAUGGUUUUUAUUAUCAUGUGUAAAGGUACGGCUCUUUGUCAUGUAAAGAACAAUCAUUUUCAGACACUUCUGUCGCAAACAUUGUACUGGAUGAAUAUGGAAAUUAAAG
This is a messenger RNA of Acanthochromis polyacanthus (spiny chromis), 2694 nucleotides long. RefSeq names its product prospero homeobox 2 (gene prox2). Gene Ontology annotation, molecular function: DNA-binding transcription factor activity, RNA polymerase II-specific; RNA polymerase II cis-regulatory region sequence-specific DNA binding. Lineage: Eukaryota; Metazoa; Chordata; Actinopteri; Pomacentridae. Gene Ontology annotation, biological process: regulation of transcription by RNA polymerase II. The transcript has 4 exons. The coding region runs from base 53 to 2065 and encodes 670 amino acids. The record is from RefSeq and is a predicted model, not a curated record. Gene Ontology annotation, cellular component: nucleus.